AUGGACGGCGGUCACGGCGAGGGGAACGCGGGGGGAGAGGGAUCUGGGCGUGGAGCACGUGGAAGGGGUGGUAGGGGGGGAUUUCGCGGAUCCGGGGGGAGGGGAGGCAGAUUCGGGGAAAGGAGCGGGGGGGUUGGCGGAAGGCGCGGAGGAUUCGGACAUGGACAUGGGGGAGUAGAGGAUCGGGAGGCGCAGGUUCGGGAGGUGCAGGAUCGGGAGGCGCAGGAUCGGGAGGUGCAGGAUCGGGAGGCGCAGGAUCGGGAGGUGCAGAAUCGGGAGGCGCAGGAUCGGGAGGCGCAGGAUCGGGAGGCGCAGGAUCGGGAGGCGCAGGAUCGGGAGGCGCAGGAUCGGGAGGCGCAGGAUCGGGAGGUGUAG
Messenger RNA from Closterium sp. Yama58-4, 375 nucleotides. The record is from the annotation of a GenBank genome assembly. NCBI's taxonomy places the organism in Eukaryota, Viridiplantae, Streptophyta, Zygnematophyceae, Desmidiales, Closteriaceae.